This is a messenger RNA of Clunio marinus, 234 nucleotides long. The record is from the annotation of a GenBank genome assembly. NCBI's taxonomy places the organism in Eukaryota, Metazoa, Arthropoda, Insecta, Diptera, Chironomidae.
AUGAAACUCUCAAACUUUUUCAAGAUCCGAAGAAAUCAUUAUGAAGGCGAUGACAACGGGAAAUUUCAUAACGAUCUUCAAACAAGACAUCGAGCGAAGUUUUUAACGAAAAUAUCUUUUCACAUCAACAUUGUUGAUAACCGCGAUUUUUCUACUGCUUCAUAUGUCACACAAACAACAGCAGUCGAUGAGUUGAUGUUGUUCAAGCCACAAAUGAAUCUGAUAAAAGCGUAA